AAUAUGGAGCUAAACUGAGCGUUUAUAGUAUUGAAGUGGUUGUUGAGGUGAUUUUAUCAGAGUGAAGCUGAAACAAGCAACGCAGUCUCUUGAUGACUAACCUACGUUCCCACAGCUCUUCAAACCACUACCGACUUUCUAAUCAUACAAACCCAAUACUUGAAACAAUAAUUGGCGUUAAAAAGGAAAGACCUGCGUCCUCUAAGAGAUCACAAAUCAACAAGGGAGCAUGGACGUCAGAAGAAGAUACAAAAUUGGCUGAGGUUAUUGCAGUUCAUGGUGCUAAAAGUUGGAACACUAUUGCAAGCAAAGCAGGUUUGAAGAGGUGUGGUAAAAGUUGCAGGCUGAGAUGGAUGAAUUAUCUGAGGCCUGAUAUUAAGAGAGGAAAUAUAUCAGAGCAAGAAGAGGACUUGAUCCUUAGGCUUCACAAACUCCUUGGAAACAGGUGGUCUUUGAUUGCGGGAAGAUUACCAGGAAGAACAGAUAACGAGAUCAAGAACUACUGGAAUUCUCAUUUGAGCAAGAAAAUAAAGCAGAAAGAGAAACAAGGCUGCAAAGAUGAAAAGAGAUUAGUGGAGAAUGGCAAAGAGGAAUUGAGAGAAGAGAAUAAAUGUGCAGCAGGAGGUGAGGACUCAAAUAUCAGCUUCGAUGUGGAUGAAUUCUUUGAUUUCUCGGAUGAGAAAUUUGAGUGGAUAAACAGAUGAGGGAGGGUUUUGUUUCAAACUUUAAUAUGGAAGUGCGACUCUUUGUUUGAUGCAAUCCUUGUAAAAUCAGUAAAACUUUCUUCUCUAUUCAUCAAUUUGGCGCUUUGUGUCAGCUGAAA
Messenger RNA from Gossypium arboreum, 823 nucleotides. RefSeq names its product transcription factor MYB114-like. The record is from RefSeq and is a predicted model, not a curated record. Gene Ontology annotation, cellular component: nucleus. The transcript has 2 exons. Lineage: Eukaryota; Viridiplantae; Streptophyta; Magnoliopsida; Malvales; Malvaceae. Gene Ontology annotation, biological process: cell differentiation. The coding region runs from base 93 to 704 and encodes 203 amino acids. Gene Ontology annotation, molecular function: transcription cis-regulatory region binding.